Brassica rapa (field mustard) is the source of this 3951-nucleotide messenger RNA. Its product is annotated as putative kinase-like protein TMKL1. Gene Ontology annotation, biological process: protein phosphorylation. Gene Ontology annotation, molecular function: ATP binding; protein kinase activity. NCBI's taxonomy places the organism in Eukaryota, Viridiplantae, Streptophyta, Magnoliopsida, Brassicales, Brassicaceae. The record is from RefSeq and is a predicted model, not a curated record.
UUAUUUUACUAAAAAGUAGAAACAACGGGAGCAGUUGUCGGUAACCUAAAUAUAGAUAUUUAUUUGUUUAUUAUCAUUUAACCUACUUUUGCCCUGAAAAAGUAAAGGAUAUCCCGUCGCUCCUUCUAUGGUCAUAAUUUACGAUCCUUCCCUCUUCAUUACAAAAGCGUUCAAAUAAUUGGAGUGUACUACUAUUUGAAUACACAGAUUCUUUUUCUCGAAAACUAACAGAAAAUUAUUUAAUAAAAAUAGUGUAGUCGAUUAAUUCACUGUCGUGGACCCAUUGUCUCUUUUUAUUUUUUAUAUGGUUUUGGCUAUUAAUAUUCGCAAAAACAAUAUGGUCGCGUAUCGUGAUCAACAAACAUAGUCGAAAUAAUACAGUUUGAUAACAGUCUACUACGUCAGACAAAUAGCUUGACCCAGUGGGACAAGUACAUCAAAUCGGCCCAUAUAAUUCCUGGGCCUUAAAAUGAUUCAAUUUCAGUGAUUAACUUGAAAAUCAAUUCACGAGAAGUUUAAUCAAGAAUGUAACACAAGAAUAUUUUUCGACAUUCAUUAGGGUGUUAUUGUGUGUUCAGGAUGAAUAUUUAGAUCCCUUCUCCAUGGACGAAUACACCAGCGAAUCUUCUUCUCCAAUCACUCGGUUUCCUGUACCUAUGUUUUUGCCUAUGUAAGAAGAAUCUCUCAAAUUGAAAUUUCUGAUUUUAGGGGACGAGAUCAUGCGGUUUUGAUCUUAUGGAUACUGCUAAACGUAUCUUUGAGGAGCAAAGAAGACGGGUUAAAGAUUUCCGUCCAGGGAUUCGUUACUUCGAUGAUUCCUGCAGUUGAUAUCGGGAAUGGGUUGACGAGUCAUUUCAGUUCAUGUGGACGAAUCUGUAAUCUUGACAUUCCCAGAGACCCUAUAACAAAUGUUGUCAACAGCAAAUGUUCCUUUUUCCAACUCUGCGGAGGAGAAGGCGCCGAAGAGAAGGCCUUGGCACUUGAUGGAACUGACAUGGGAGGGUGGAAUGUAACAGUUAAGGUGUUACCUCACGAUGAUCUUGAGUUUACUACCGAUCAGCUGGCUGCUAUGAGCAUUUCACACUUUAAGAAAACCAGGAGCGAAGGCGUUUCCGUUAGAGGAUAUGACAAUUCCCUUCCUUCGAAUGAUAUCAAGAGCGCUUUGACUAAGCAUUUCGCUUCAUGUGGAGAGAUAACUGAUGUUUUUGUUCUCAAAAGACGGGCUAUUAUUUACUUUUUCGGAUGGCAUGCAAUAAGUAAGGCGGUUGAACUCAGUGGAAGUAACGUGGGAGGAUGUGGACUAGUUGUUAAGGCUUUGCCAGUACCUAAAACUGUCCCAAGUAAAACUACUUCUCAUGGGUUGGGUGGUGGUUUAUUUUUUAGCUGAAUGUGUUUACCGUAGUUAGUAUCUAAUUCGGUUUGAUCAUAGGUGACAUAUUAGCUAUAUACACAGAUUCUUAUACGCCAGCAUCAAAUCUUACCGCAGUUUCAUGACUGUAUAUUUCCACCACAAUCAUUGGUGGUAAAGAGUUUCAAAUGAUGAUGUAGGCUUCUUGUAGAGCCAUGGCGAUAUUGACGGGGAUAGUGGGACCUAAACAUAGGUGACUCGGAACCGUUUAACAAAAGAUUAAUCGUGAUGUUUUAAUCUUUACUCUUAAACACAAUCAUACCUAUUCACAAAGCCAUAAACUAAUGGGUAUUCUGGGUUUUAAGCAAACAUAAUUAAGUAACUUUUUGUUGUUGUUGAAACAAACAAACGAUAAUAUAUACUAGAACGAUCCAAAUAAGAUGUUAGAUGUUGCCGUAAAUUUGCCGGUCAAAGCUCCCAAUGUAAGAUGUAUCAUGUACCCCCACGCACUUCAACAACCAUCACUAGUCAAACCCAACAUUUAUCGUCACCACUUUCAACGUUUUUUUAUUUCCUUGAGAUGAUGAGAAUUAAUUACCACUGUCGCAACUAUUUAUCUUGGAAGAAACUAACGUGCUACUUGAGACAUCAUUUUUUAAGUAAAUAAUAAAUAUUUUCAUACAUUUUGUUAUCAGUUAUCACUAUAUACUUAAAUAUAAACUAUCGAGAGUGUUGACAAAAAAAACUAUCGAGAGUGUAGAGGUGAUUUGGUAAGUGCAGUGAAUGUUUUCCACACUUGUUUUUUCAGAGCCCCCAAAAUAGUGUACUAAUCAUAUUUUAGUGACCAAAAUCAAUCUAAUACUCUAAAUUUUUUAAAAGAUAUAUAUUAGCUUUAAGAAUCAACUUUUUAUAGUUUUGGUGCUUUGAAAAUUUUGAAAUAAUUAUAUAAUAAUAAAACCUACAUUUAUAGGAAAAAAAAUCUAUGUCUAAAUUAUAAAGAAAAAAACUUGAAUUAGCAACCUUUAUGAAUCAAAAUUUUAUUGUCUUCAUUUUUACUGUACUAAGAUUUUAGGGCCAAUUUCCUUUAUAAAUAUAAAACUAGAUAGCCAUGUGAAAAUCUUUGAGAUGAAAAAAAAAAGUAUGGUUUAUAAAACACUAACCCGAACUAGUAUAGUACUUGUCUGAAAGGAAAAUACAAUUGGGGAUUAUUACGCCAUAAUUGGUGGAGAAUAUGUCCAAUAAAUUGAGAAAAAAAAAUAUGAUUCUGUAUUUGCCUAUAUACAAAAGCCAAAAAAUCAAAAAGUCAACAUUGAUACGAAGGAAGAAAAAAAAAAGAUAUACUAUUCUAGAUCUGUCCGUCCUCUGAACUUAAAUAUCAACUUCAUCUCCCAUCACCAUCAAUCACUCUUUCUGACUGCUUUCAUCUGCCAUCCCAGAGUUUCCAUGUCCUUCCUCAUAAAUACUUUCUCCAAUCUAUUCUAAAGUCUAAUCAUUCAUCUCUCCCUAGAGAAGAAGAAUAACAUUCAAGAAAUGAGAAAAGACCAUAUGUUAACAUUGUUACUAGGAGUUUCUUUAUCAGCAUUACUGAUAGUAACCUUCUUUAUCUUCUUCUUCAGAAGAAGACAACAAUCAUCCACCGAACCAGAUCAAUACGACGUCGAGUCACUCGACCAUAAGGUUCAUAACAAACAUGUCUCUUCCUCGGAGACAGAGGAGCUCGUGACGUUUCAAGGAGGAGAAGAUCUAACGAUCUGCGAUAUACUCGAUGCUCCGGGAGAAGUCAUCGGGAAGUCAAGCUACGGGACUCUCUACAAGGCGUCGCUGCAACGCAGCGGGAAAGUUAGAGUUCUCAGGUUUCUCCGACCGGUUUGUACAGUGAGAUGUGAUGCUAAGGAGUAUAGUGACGUCAUCGAGACGCUUGGGUUUGUUCGACAUGAGAACUUGGUUCCUCUGUUGGGUUUCUACGGUGGAAACAGAGGAGAGAAGCUUAUGGUUCAUCCUUUCUUCUCUUCCGGGAAUCUCUCCGACUUCAUCAAAAGUGGAGGUGAAGAAUCUAUAAAAUGGAGCAACAUUCUAAGCAUCACAACUGGAAUAUCCAAAGCUCUUGAUCACCUUCACACAGGAACGCAGAAACCAAUCAUCCACGGCAAUUUAAAAUCCAAGAACGUCCUUCUCAACUCCAAUUUCGAGCCUCGAAUCUCUGAUUACGGUUUGCAUCUUCUCUUAAACCAAACGGCAGGACAAGAGAUUCUUGAUGUCUCAGCAGCUGAGGGAUACAAAGCACCUGAGUUGGUAAAGAUGAAAGAAGCGAGCAAAGAGAGUGAUGUGUAUAGUCUCGGUGUGAUCAUGCUUGAUCUAGUCUCUAGUAAAGAAGCUAUAAACAAAGGGGAUGAUCAUAAGUUGUACCGUCCUGAGAUUCUCACUAGUAAUGGUUGUGAUGAUCUGAGUGAAGAAGGUUUACUCAAAUACUUUCAGCUCGCAAUGUCUUGUUGCUCUCCUUCGCCUUCUCUUAGACCAAACACGAAGCAGGUCUUGAUGAAACUCCAAGACAUCUAGUUUCUUCUAGACGUUAGCAAGAGACUCAAUAAACUGAAAAGAUCUUC